AUGGAAAACGAUCGAUAUUCCGAGGGUUCUGACAAGCCGAAGAGUUUGACAAGGCAAUCUACACGCAAUCUCGCCGCGAUCUCUAUCUCCGGACCGAGUUUUUCGAAAAAUUUACUCAGUUUCAUGUUUUUACUACUUUAUUGGGGUACCGACAAUGUUCGGUCGUUUUUUUAGAAAAAAAAUACAAAAAUUAUCGAAAUUCUUUGGUUCAAGCCACGAUGAAUCGGAAAUCGUACAAGGCUACCGCAAAUUGAUAAGAUAAAAUGCUGGUUUUUAAUAGUUGCCUGCUGAUAAGGGAGCCUUGAUUCAAAGUCCAUUUUUCGGAGAAAAAGGAGGAGCUAUUUUAAAUUUAGUUGAAAAAAGUGAAUCUAAAAGAAGUUAGCUUUGAAAUGAAGAUGUUUGUAGGGAAACUUGGAAUCUGAAAACCUUUAUUUUAAGAAAAUAAAAGAAGAUAAAAAUUACUGAUAUACCAAUUAUUAAAGUGCAUCAUAGGCUCUUCUAACUCGAUAACUCCUACAUGUCAAGCACUAAAUUAAGGCGAUACUGAUCGAGAGGGGCAAGUUGCGGUCGCCGAGGGCCGUUCACCCGAAGAUUUCAAUCAGAAGACGUUCCAAUCCGAACACGCCAGAUGGCUUCAGACGAUAGGUCUGGACUUGUUGAUGGAGGUGAGCACGUUAUCGGCUCGUUCUCGCGCACUCUCCCCUCCUAUCGCUUCACACCUGUCCGCCAGCGCUUGA
Caenorhabditis auriculariae is the source of this 737-nucleotide messenger RNA. The record is from the annotation of a GenBank genome assembly. Lineage: Eukaryota; Metazoa; Nematoda; Chromadorea; Rhabditida; Rhabditidae.